UGAAAAGUUUACCAAAGCAAAAGAGUUCUCCAAAUUUUAAACAAGAAAGAAAUGCCAACGGUAAACAAGAAAGAAAUGCCGACGGUAAACAUGAAAGAAAUACCAAAGAUAAACAUGAAAGAAAUACCAACUAUGUAAUUAAAAAUGAAUUAUAUGCAAAAAGGAACAAAUUAAAAAAAUUGCAAAUUGAAUUGUCUCUGAAGAUUAAAGAUGAUUUAGGUUAUCAUAGCAAAAACUUAACCGAUUUAAGAAAUAGGUUAGGAUCCAAUACAGAAGGAAAUAAUGAUCUGGAAAAAGAAUUAGAAUCUACGACGACACCACAAGUUGGAUCACCUCCGCCUUAUUAUGAAACAAUAGACAGCAUUGAGACCCUCGACCGCAUCAGAUAUUCUGCGCACAUUGCUACCAUUAAUGAUGAGUCCAAGACUUGUGAUAGCAUAGAUGGUAUGAAACUAGGUAAUAGAUUAGAAGUUCGGAAUAACGUCUCUGUGAGCAUUGAGACCCUCGACCGCAUCAGAUAUUCUGCGCAUGUUGUUAUUAUUAAUGAUGAGUCCAAGACUUGUAAUAACAUAGACGGUAUGAAACUAGGUAAUAGAUCAGAAGUUCGGAAUAACGUCUCUGAGUACAUAUCAGUAUAUUCAACUAUUUUUCAAGGGCCUUCUGACAUCGCAAUUACUGAAGCUGAACGAUUAUUCUCACUACUUAAAAACCAGAAAGAUAAAAUUGAUAAUAUUUUGGAUUCAUAUGCUGUAUAUGCAGUGGGUCCCAAAUUUCAGAAUGAUUAUUCCAUGCCUUAUAUUGCUUGUUGGGCUGCUAACCCUCUCACGGUAUCAAUUAUGGAAAAAAUUUCAGGUUUGUUUAAUCAUGAAUUUGAAUUUUCAACAACUAAUAGUGAUGCAGUCGAACAGUUUGAGAUCGACUUAAAUAAUUGUGGGGUGACAGAGUUUCUCAGCAACCAGUGUCCGUCUUUAAAUAAAUUCAUUUGCUAUUAUAUCGAUUCGUUAGAAAUCUGUUCCUCUCCGAUUCCAAAGUCCGAUAAUACAUGCGUUAUUAUUCAAAAGAAAAAACAUAGUCCACAUAAAGCUAAUAAUAAUAUAACUUCUACAAAAGUUCAUGAAAAUGACUAUAGCCUAAGUUCCAAAGCAAUUGCCAUUGGCAAUAAGAAAAGUCGAAGUUCAACAGCAACAACAAAAGAAUGGACCAUGAGGGAUGAAUUUAGUGAAACUACUGGAAACAAAUGGUUAUAUCGGUUUACUGAUAGCGAUGUAUAUGAUACUUUAGACAAUAGAUUUAGCAUCAAUACGGAUUUACAUAAGGGGGAAUCAGUUACUGUUACCUCAAAAAACAACAACCAACCUCUGAAAGAAAAUGAUGAUGAGUUCAUUAAAC
Molecule: messenger RNA, 1389 nt
Organism: Racocetra fulgida
Lineage: Eukaryota; Fungi; Glomeromycota; Glomeromycetes; Diversisporales; Gigasporaceae
Source: the annotation of a GenBank genome assembly